AUGUCUGGCCCAACCAUUGUCCUCAUCACCGGCGUCGCCCGAGGAAUCGGUAGAGGGCUCGCAGAAGCCUAUCUCUCCCGGCCAAACCACACUGUAAUCGGCACUGUGCGAGACACGGCAGCCCCCAAUGUCGAUUCCCUACACUCGUACACCACAGCGCCAGGCUCCCGCCUCAUCCUCGUCCAACUCGAAAGCACCAACCCAGAGGACUAUACCGAGCUUGCAUCAACCAUAAAGUCUGAAGGAAUCACCCACCUCGACAUCAUCAUUCCAAACGCAGGGGUUGCUUCCCCAGCUGGAACCCCAGCUACCGUCGACAUCGACGUCGUAAUGAACGUCUUUGACGUGAAUACCCUAAGUACCCUUCGCUUAUUUCAGGUUACUAGGGAUUUUUUGCAAAAGUCACCCAGAAAGCCGAAAUGGGCCUCCAUGAGCUCUGGUGCGGCGUCAAUCACUUGCCUUGAGCAGUUUGGGACGGCCCGGGUUGCGCCGUAUGCGUUGAGUAAGGCGGGGAUGAAUUGGAUUACUGUCGCCAUUCAUGCGUCUGAGGAGUGGUUAACGGCGUUUGCGAUUCAUCCUGGGCUGGUGCAAACAGAUAUGGGCAAUAAGGGUGCACAGAUGAUGGGUUUGAAAGAGGCGCCAAAUACACUCGAGGAAGCGGUUACCAAGACAAUGGCUGCGAUUGAUGGUGCGACGCGCGAGGGUACGUCCGGCAAGUUCUUGAACAUUAUUGAUGGGACGGAGGUGCCAUGGUAG
Messenger RNA from Aspergillus puulaauensis, 756 nucleotides. RefSeq names its product SDR family oxidoreductase. NCBI's taxonomy places the organism in Eukaryota, Fungi, Ascomycota, Eurotiomycetes, Eurotiales, Aspergillaceae. The coding region runs from base 1 to 756 and encodes 251 amino acids. The record is from RefSeq and is a predicted model, not a curated record. The transcript is spliced from 5 exons.